Paramuricea clavata is the source of this 9923-nucleotide messenger RNA. NCBI's taxonomy places the organism in Eukaryota, Metazoa, Cnidaria, Anthozoa, Malacalcyonacea, Plexauridae. The record is from the annotation of a GenBank genome assembly.
AUGAAGAUUACACGGCCACCGGCACCCUGGUUAAAUGCUGAGGACAUCAAACAGUUACAAUCUGAAAGGAACAAGCUUCGACAUCUCGCUCAUGCCACAAAGAAAGAUAGCAUUUGGCAAUUAUUCCGUGGAAUCAGAAAUAAGAUCAAAACUAGAAUCAAGGAAGCAAAACGAUCCUUCUACCGGAAAGCUCUAUCGUCGAGAAAACCCAAAGAUCUCUGGCGCACAAUCCAUCGCAUCUUACAUCCCAGUCAACAAAAAAUUUCUGCGGAUUCCAAUGUAUUGAACCACCAUUUUAGUACAACCUCUCAACGUCUGUUGGGAACUUCCCCUUCAUCAUCAGACGACUUACGGAAUCUGAUUAACACUUUUCCAGAUAACACUAACCACUCCUUUACUUUACGUCCAGCAACCUUUCGGGAGGUUUUAAAUGAAAUAAAAGGUCUACGAUCAGAUUGCUCAACCGGGACGGAUCAAAUACCAGUUAAAUACAUUAAGCUGGCAGCAGACUGGAUUGCUUCACCACUGACUCACAUCAUCAACCAUUACAUCUCUAAUAACUCGUUUCCAAAAAUUUGGAAGCUUGCACGAGUCUCCCCAAUACCUAAAACUGACCACCCUGUCGAAUUGGAUGAUUUCAGGCCUAUUGCAAUUUUGCCAGCCUUAUCAAAAAUCUACGAACACCUUGUUCUCAAACAGUUGCUUUUAUACAUAGAAGACCAUAACAUACUCCACAGUGGUAUGUCAGGAUACCGCAAAGGGCACUCCACCAACUCAGUGUUACUGCGAAUCAGAGACGACAUCAUUCGUGCGAUGAAAAAAGGAGAAGUUACGCUCAUCGCCUUCGCUGACUUCUCUAAAGCAUUUGACACUGUCGAGUAUGCCACCGUGUUUAAGAAACUUCACAACGUUGGUUUCUCUCAUGAUGCAAUCUAUUGGGUAUUGAAUUACUUAGCUGGGAGAAAACAGUAUGUUCAAAUUGAUGAGAAACAAUCGCAGGUAGUUGAUGUACAGUUUGGAGUGCCGCAGGGAUCUAUUUUGGGGCCUGUGCUGUUUAAUUUGUAUGUAAACGAUUUGGAACCAGAUUUGGAAUGCUCAUGCUAUCAGUAUGCCGAUGAUACGACCUUGUAUCGACAUAGCGUCCCUUCAAAGAUACAUGAAUGCGCUAAGAAACUUCAGGAUGCAAUGACUGUGCUUGAAAACUGGGCAGUAGAAUCAAAUCUCGCCCUUAAUGAGACAAAAACCAAACAAAUGUUAAUAACAACCUCGAAAAUGUCCAGAGUACACGGACUUGACACCGUUGUUCCUGAUAUCAGAGUCAAGGCACAAACAUUAGAGAAAGUUGAAGAAUUCAAACUUUUAGGCACAUGGUUUAGUGAUAACCUCAAAUGGGGAUGUCACAUAAAACACGUAACUUCAUCUUGUUACGCAGUUCUCUCCACCUUAAAGAAAUUAAGAAAUCUUACACCAUUCCAUAUCAAAAAACAGUUGGCAGAAUCUUUGAUACUUUCAAAAAUAUUUUAUAAUAUAGUCGUCUAUCACCCACUCCCCGCGACCCAACUAAAGAAACUACAGCGCGUCCAAAACGCAGCCGCAAGCUUUGUAACCAACAAAUACUGUCGCAUAGGAGAUGUGUUGUCAUUGGGAUGGCUGCCAAUACAUGAAAGAACCGAAUUUGAACUUAUGCGUUUCGCGCACAAGUCCAUAUGGGAUCAUUCCUGGCCUCAAUACCUGAGAUUAGAACUGCGUACUAACAAUCGAUCAAGUAAUGCCCCAUCGUUAAUGGUACCAUUGGAAACAGGAACAUUUCAGGAUUGUUGUGCGAAGAUUUUUAAUGAACUACCUACACAUUUGAGAAAUGUUCACGAUUACAGACCCUUUUUGAACACACUCAAAACUCUCCUUCUGAAUAAGGCUCGAGAACGAAUCGAACAUUUAUAACAUUUUAGCUAUUUGAUUCAAUUUUUAGCUUAACUAUUUCAUAUACAUUAAUCUACUUUUACUAUUUUUCCAAAUAUCAUAUAUACAUAUAUAUUUAUCUUAGUUUAGGUAUUAAGGAUGUAGAGCUACUAUGUAGAUAUGCCUUAAUAAAUUCGUUAUUAUUAUUAUUAUUAUUACUAGUGCAAGUAAAACAAGGACGCAUGCGGAGAAAAGACGAUGGAAAAAGGUAAUAAUAAUUCUCGUUUCAGAGCGUAAUUCAUGUCAUUUAUGUUUCUACAAAAUCAUAAUUAUAGUAAUCAAGUAUAGCUGCAGUAUAUGCCUUACCAAUUGGGCAAUAUUUGGCAAAAGUCACUGCAGAGCCAUAGGUCUCUCAGAGUCAUGGGGGGUUGUGGGGGGCGGUUAUUUAUUUCUUUGCCUUAGGCCUUUACAGGCCCUAUUAUGAUUUAUGGGCUGUAUAGUAGUUUUCAAGAAACAUACAUGAGAACAUUUAUUAUACAAAUAUUUUCUAAUAUUUAUAGGCACUCGAUGAUUUUUACAUGCCAGGGAAUCAGCAAAAAAAGGAGAAUCUUCAAGCGAAAAUGAAGUCGAAAGUCAAAGUGUGUCAAACUUGGAGUCAUUAGAGGAAUUGCCAAACCAGCCAACUGGCCCAAGCGAGACAGUCGAAACUGAAAUACUGCGGUUUUCUAACACGAGAGUAAAAUCAACACAGACGUCAACGAAGAAACCAGCGAAAAGAACAGUCAGAACGCAGACACUGAUGACAUCAACUUCCACGUUUUUUCAAACGCCAGCAGCAACAAGAUCUGUCGAGACACAGAUGCUAACGACAUCAGAUUUGACGUGCGCAAUGGAAAUGGAAUAUUCAACCACUUCGCCUUCACCCGCUUCUGGUGCGCAACCGGUAGACAGUGUUACUCUUACUAUGCCAGACAAUGUGACGACAAUCAGAGCAGAUUCGACCCAAACUACAGUAACAGAGGUUGACAUGGAGAGCGUAAAGAGUAGCAGUUCAAGCACGGCCGAAACAGUCACAUUACACAGUGACUUGAAUGUUCCAAUCAAGACGUCAUCCACUGAAAGCGACGAAAGCAGCGAAGAGGACAUUGAUUCGGAAAAACGGACAAUUCUGAUGCAUGGGAAACCGCCCCAAGAGCAGGUGAAAUUUAUCGUUUUCGAAGAAGCGAUUCUGGAUAUUUUUGGUAAAUGUGCCCAGUGUGGUGCAAAAUGUAUUGUGACAAUGGAGAAUCAAAUUGGCUCAUCAUGCUCAUCAUGCACGACUAAAGCUGAGCAUUCUUUUGAGUGGUCAACUGCUCCGUCCCUGUUCAAAAUGCCUGCAUUCCAUCUCCUGUUGGCAUCUGGCAUUCUCGCAACAGGAAUGGAAUCGUCGAAAGUUCUUCGACUCUUCAAUGCGUUAAAUAUUCCCAACCUGCAGCAACGGGAGUUGUCAAAUAUAUUAAAGAAUUAUGUAAUUCCUGCAGUUUACGAAGUUUGGCAAGAGGAACAAUCUGCAAGGUUACGAGAAAUACAAGGUCACGAAAUUGUGAUUGCAUCGGAUAUGCGUGUUGACAGUCCUGGUCACAGUGGCGUAUUUGGAUCAGGAAGUACGCUGAACAUGGGAAGAAAUGUUGUGCUGGAUACCCAAGUAAUCAAGGUAUAAAACCUACAGUAAUUGUAUUAAAAUAGAGCAUUUUCAAACAUAGAAAUUCUAUUGGAAAAUUCAUGAUCAAAUUUUAAAAUUUUGUUUCUAAUGUCCAACCUUUUAUUGUACGCUAUCGAUGAAGGCACAUAAGUUCAUUUCAGUUCUAAAAGUUCCACCAGAUUACUGAUUAAUCGGUGGACAUGAAAAUGUGGAAAUCUAAAGUUUAAAACCUGUGAGCUUUAUGCAUCAGUAAUUUGAACCCCCCUUCCCAGUGACCAAUCAAGGUUCACACGCAAAGAGAGUGAAUUCCCCCGGUGUCCCUGAGGUGUGUGUGUUGGAGGGGGAGGGGGUUUCAAAUGACUGAUGCAUUACUCUCAUAGCGGUGGUUUAACCAUAAUUAGUACUGAAUUUAUAUAUUUAUCAGUCUACAGAAGUGAAAAACUCCAAUGCAAUGGAACUUGAAUCACUGAAACGACAGCUGAAAUACUUGGAGGACAACAGAGUUGAGGUGAAUAAGUUGGUCACAGAUCGGCAUAUUCAAGUAUCCGCGUAUAUGGCAAAUGAAAAACGAGAGGUGGAACACUCGUAUGAUGUCUGGCAUGUAGCAAAAGGUAUAACAUAAGUAUGGAAUGUCUGUAUAUGAUUGGUUUGUGCAAGUAAUUCAGCCAAUCUUGGCGAAUUGCAAAACCAAUAAUACACAUAAUACACAACACCACCAUACAAAUAUGCCAUAAUUAAAUUAGAUUAUAUUCAAUAACAUUUUUCAAUUAUAUAGCUACUUACAAUUAUAAGUAAUUUUUUCUACGAUUAUUCUCUUUACCGUUUUGAAGGUGAAAAGAAGAAAUUGAUAAAGGUUGCAAAGAAGAAGAAAUUUCAGAAAAUUAAGCCAUGGAUUGGAGUAAGAAAAAUAAAAAAUGCCUCUGAAUUCAGGUCGGCAAUCGGCAAAUGCUGACCUGAUUGCCGACCUAUUGUCAUGUUAGGAUGGAAAAUAUUACCUGCUGCAGACCUGUUUGCAUUUCAACUCAGCAUGUUUCUACCGACCUGAUAUUUUGCUAAUUCAGAGACCUACAUUAUUCACUUAUUUUUUAACUUUAUACUUGACAGUCAAUCAUUAAUCCCCGAGCCGACGGCGCUGCGAGGGUACUAAUUCCCCCCGGCUAUUUACACCCGGGGAUACGAAAGCAUUAGCGGAGUCUAAAGUUCAUCAAAUAUCGCGGGCGUGGGUGACCAACCGUGGGUAGUCAUCCUCACUGAUCUCAAAUAUAUGGCGGACUGACAUGAAUAAUUGGUCCAAUUUAAAAUUUGCAUUAUAACGACUGCAUGACGACAGCGAAAUAACAAACAUUUCUUGAUUUGAUGAUUGAUGAAUUUUUUACUCGCAUUUUUGCAAGCUUUUGUAAAUUUCAAAAGUUUUCUCAUAAAGAAAGGGCGAUCGAAUCGGCUAAAAGAAGGGAGCCGACAUUAACGAAGGUAAGUUUAUUUUAAAUAUUGAUUUUAUAAUGUAUUUAAAACCUGACGGCCUUUGCGUAUAUGAAACAACUAAACAAGACAGCAUAUAAUUUCAGUGUAUCUUUAAUAUUGAUUCCCUUUUUUAUUAUAUUGAAUUUUUUAAAUAAAAAAGAAAGCAAAGUUAUUUGCAAGCAAAAAUUUUAAAUCAUUUUAUUGCAAACUCAAAGUUUAAUCGAUAAAGUCAUUUAAUUAUAAAAGGCUGUUUAGUUUUAUAAAGAACACUUUAAAACGUUUUGCGACGCGUUUGUGGUUGAAUUUUAUCUUAAAUUGAAGCCUAUAUUACGUAUACAUAAGACAUAUGUUGUGAAAUUGAUAAUUUUGUAAUUAAAAGUGAUAUUUUUACGAGAUUUGUAAGAAUAUUCUUAAAAAAUUAUCGUGUUACCAUGACAACUGCUCUGGAUACUUCAUGUUCGAAAAAUACAAUGGUUUUGUCAGCAAGGCGAGGGUUUCUGCAUGCAUGUAUUUUCUAGUCAUAUAUACUGGAUUGCUGACUCGAGUGAAACCGAAGAUGAAAAGGAAGAAAAAUGGCGCAGCAUUCUUAAUCACAUCGUCGACAUUCACGAACAUGCUGACCACAGCAUCUUCGUUGAAUGUCUUCAUGGCACACUUGAAAGAGAAUGGCUUAGAAAAGGUUGAGUAAAAUUCAAUGAAUAGGGCAAAUCAGGCCAUGUUUACUUAGCAAUUCAUCAAAUCUAGGUUAAUAAUGGAGAUGUUAAAACACCUUCCCCCCCCUGAUUACUAAAGCAUGUGACCUAUUAUCAUAACUUUAUUAUCUACAUUACAGGAUCAGCUGCUUACAAAAAGUUAGAAGAGAUGCUAACAAGACCCAGACUUAUUGCUGCAAUCCGUAAGUUAUCACAACAUCACCAGACAUCUGGCUUGGAGGCCAAACAUGCUUUGGAUAACUUGUUUGCUUCAAAAAAUACUUAUCACUCUUAUCAUUCACUGAGUGCAAGGUUAGUUUUUUUAAACUUUGGCCCUCAGUUUUAGGUAUUUGCAAUGCAGGACAUGUAGGUCAAAUACUCUUUGUUUGACACUGGUGUGACACAAUUCAGUUUGUUCACAGGCCACCAAUAUCAUUUGCUCAUUAUUUUCUUAUAUUGUUGUAUUCAGAUUGUACUGCUCAAACUUGCACUACAACGAAAAUAGCAACAGGAAGCAAGCGGCAACUGCUGAUGGGAAGUUAAAAUGGACAGUAUCCUAUCCAAAGGCAUUCAAGGGGGAGAAGGCAGUUGCCAAGCCAUUAAAGGAAAAGCCAACCUAUAGUAAGAAUUUAAUUUUCCCCUAGAUUUUACACUAGAAGCAAGUAAAUUAUUGCUAAAUAUUUAUUAUAUAUUUGUAAGUUCCCCCAACAUACCAUUACCCAUAUAAAGUUUGUUCGUUCACUGCAACCAGGUAUAUCAAUCAUGUUUCGCUCGCUACUCUGGUUUAAAUAAAUGAUUACAAAGCCCAGUCGAAUUGUAAUCAAGACCCAACGUUUCGACACUCCAGUCUAGUGUCUUCAUCACCCCUGAUGAAGACACUAGACUGGAGAGUCGAAACGUUGGGUCUUGAUUACAAUUCGACUGGGCUUUGUAAUCAUUUAUUUAAACCAGAGUAGCGAGCGAAACAUGAUACCAUUACCCAUUAAUAUAAAUUUAAAAAGUUUUAAAAUAUUUUUCAACAGGAUAUAUACAGUUGAUACUAAACAAAGUUAUUGAGAUAAGAUGCCUGUACCCAUCACUGAAGAAAGCAGCAGUUGAUGCAAAUGAUGUGCUACCUGGUAAACCACAAUCUCUUGUUGAAAAGUACUUGGCAGGAAAGGAGCGACCCUCAAAGGAGGAUGUUGUGGCCAGCAGAAAAUCACGAUUCAGUACACCAGCUUUACCUGUAAGUAGAGAAAGGACAUCUGAUAGUAAGCCUUGUGCUUGUAAGGGAAAAUGUGCUACGAGAAAGUGUGAUUGCAGGGCCAUGGAAGUGCCCUGUAACAACAAAUGUAAAUGCAAAGUGGCAAAAUGUAUAAAUCGUGAAUGAGAAAAAUUUGAGCACUUUCUUAUUUAAAGACCAUGUAAAAUCUGUUCUGCACAUCAGGUCUGCACAUAACAAGUCAAGUCACGCAGAUGUAAACAGUGCCCAAAUUUUGUGUGUUUCAACCAUUUUUUAAUUGAAACUGGGACAGGUUCUUCGAAGCAUGUUUAGCUUAUAAGGUGGAUAUGCUCAAAAUUGAAAGCAACUUUAUAGAUUUAUUAACCCAUCACACACCAGCACUCUCCCCUUGACAACUAAAAUCGUCUCAGUAAAGAGUAAAAUAAUAAAGUAGGGCGCACUUAUCCACUGUUUAGGCUAAACAGGCUUCAAACAAUCAUCUCCUGUAGUUUAUAUUCAUUUAAAAGCAAGGUGAAUUAUUUCACAUAUUUUACAAAUAUAGCAGUUGAAAAUAUAAACAAAGCAUUUGUUUACAUACGGACUUUACAUGCUCUUUAUAUAUGAAUAUACACAUAUGAUUUUCAUUUAUAUAAAUAUGUAUAUAAGCUGGUAGCAGUUGAGUUAAAAUAUUUAUGUACUAUAAACAUUCGCCUUUUAGGCUCGCUUUAUAGGUUGAAUAUCUAUUGUAUUUAUACUGUAGUUGCAUUACUUAAGUAGCCAUUUAUUAAAAGAUUACCGUUUUGAUGUUUUGGCAUAUUUGAAAUGUGUGUAUAGGCCAUCAGGCGACGCAAAGCGUUCUCGUAUGCUUGAAUAAACACACGCAGGAAAUGGUCUGCGCUUCUUUUUCCCCAAUAUCUGAAAAAUCCAGCGUGAACAUCGUUGAUAGGCCACUAAGCGAUACAGCUUGUGAAUUUUCUCCAAAUCCCCAUCGUCAAGAGGCCAAUUUUCUUCCAGAUAGCGACAAACAUCUAUCUUUAGCACGCCUUCCGACAGCAUGUUAUCUCGAAAGUCCGGGUGUAGAGUUAAACAUUUUUCGCCUUGAGCUUCUGUUUCGUCAAGAAGCACUCCGUACUCGUCGUACUCUACCGCUUUUUCGUGGCAACAGAAACACUCUAUAGCCUUCGUUGACAAUGUACAAUGACCACAUUUACACCAGCUUAAAGUUUCAAGGCGCCAAGCGUUUGCUCUUUCAAAUUCGAUAUCGACUUCGUCCUCAGACGAAGACAAAACACUACCCCCUUCGGAAUCGCUUUCAUCGCUAUAAUUACUUGCUUCUGCGCCCUUUUCUGGCUCAAAUUGGUAAGGCAACACUUCUCCGACUUGGUUCUCGUGGAUAUUUUCCAUCACAAUACUAAAAAAGCUGCAAUUUCCUUUUAAAAUCAGCAAAGCAGUCAAUCACCAUUUAAAAAUAUAUCGCUGUUUUGAUUCUACCCAGCCAAUGACGUCACAACGGGUCAUGUGACCCAAAGAUAAUUUUUUGCGAAUUUCAUCCAAGAUGGCGGACGAAGUAUACAUUUUCGGUAAGUUUAGCUGCAAAUAACUCGUAAACAAAAGAGUUUGGGAAAAAAUUAAUGUCAUACCCAUUGCUAGAUGCCCCAACCCUUUCAUAAUAGGCAAUAAAAAUUUUCGUUGCCAAUGUCCUUUAACAGUGAACUUAAUUACGUGAAGAAGCGAAUAGACGAACUCAGAACAGCCCAAACAACUUUCACUGAGGGUGAAGAAGGAACCGUAAACAUCACAGGACCAUCAGGGAGCACCACUGUUCCAAGUGUCGACUUUGUGGAGGAUCCCAACGAUUUACUACCAGAUGUGCUAGAUGCAUUUAAUGAUUCAUUUUACGCUAAUUGGGAUAAUAUAGAGGACCGCCUGAGUAAACUAAAAAAGUUCUCAGAAGACCGUCUCACAGCAGAGAAGAAAAGGGACUUCGAAAACCAGGUGGAACGUGUACAAGCUGUCACAAGGGUUGUUCAAUUAAAGGAGAAAAUAGUACUCAACCCCAGGAACAAAAAUGUCAGGGAACUCAUCAAGCGAUCAUCCCCGCCGGGUCAGCUGUUCUCACAAAUCGUUCAUCUAAAAUAAACUUUUUCAAUAUAUUUCGGAUGGACAUGAAACUUACUACGUCAAUAUAACUUUCCAUUCCGAACAAUCGUAUGUUUUAUAUUUUUGAGAUGUAAAGGUUUUUGGCGGGAAAAUGACGUCACGAAACCUCCAGUUAAAAUUUAUUUUCAAUAUCUUAAUAGUUUUUAAGCAGAAUGUGGAAGAUCAUGUCAUGAAGAAUUCAAAACUGAAAACAAAUUUUAAAUAUAUUAAUCUAAUCACGAGAUACAGGGAGUUUAGAAUCGAAUUUUCCACCAUUUUGUUACUAUUUUUAGAUUUUUCACGGUUUUUAUGGUGAAAUAACUUUGGAUUAGGUUUAGAUAUUUAAAAUCCGUUUUCAGUUUUGAACUGUUCAUGACAUGUUCUUCCAAAUUCUGCGACAAAACUAUUAAGAUAUUGUAAGUAAAUUUUUAAUGGAGGUUUCGUGACGUCAUUUUCCCGCCAAUACCCGUUAAAUCUCAUAAAUUAAAAACAUACGAUUGUUCGGAAUGGAAAGUUAUAUUGAUGUAGCAAGUUUCAUGUCCAUCCGAAAUUUUUUGAAAAAGUUUAUAUUAGAUGAACGAUUUGUGAGAACAGCUGACCCGGCGUGUCUGUUAGAACACUCAACGAUGGAACAGAGGUCUUAAUGUUUAGAAUUGAGCAGGGUAUUAACAAAAGUGGUACCCAGAUAAUGAAACGUGGGAAGACCAGCAUUCCAACGUACUCUAAGAAUUCCACUGCACUGAGAGAGUACAAGGAACUAGUCAGGAAGAUUAAGGAGGAACCAUCAACUAGCACCCAAGCUCACACAAACGAAGACGAUGAUGAAGUGUAAUCACAGUUGUAGAUCGAG